Messenger RNA from Monascus purpureus, 207 nucleotides. NCBI's taxonomy places the organism in Eukaryota, Fungi, Ascomycota, Eurotiomycetes, Eurotiales, Aspergillaceae. The record is from the annotation of a GenBank genome assembly.
AUGCUUGGGUUGGGGUAUCAGAAUCCCGUGUUCCCGUACUAUAGCAUGAGAUGCCAUCUCCCGGUCUCGCAGCAGGAGUUCUUCGUGAAGAAUGCCACGGAUACCCAGCUGCGUGCCAGCUAUCAUGAGGAUGAAGGGUUUGAGACCAUGAUCAAGGACACGCUUUUUGAUCUCCGGCGAGUAAUGGCUUUUUUCGAAGUUGUGUAG